UGAGGACAACCCAUUUAAAAGAUGACUGUGAUGAAAAACAAUAAUUAGUUCCUCAGUUAUUAUUUGAAGAGCUUUUACAGAGUGAAUGUUUGAUGGAACUAUAAAAGAUCUUGAAGGCGAAUUUUAACGGAGCAUUAUUAGGGCAGACGGUCAGUGAUCUUCUGUGUGCGGAUGCACUGCGCGCUUCGCUUUCUGAUGAGGCAUCCUCGGCUCUUCAACACACAGAUCCUGUAAAGAUGGAGUUUAGCGAGAGGAAAAGAAGAAGGAAAUCUCAGAGCUUCAAACUGGUCCAUGAGCAGGAGCAAGAUUUUGACGCAAGGAGUUUUGACAAUGCCGUCAAUAUACAUGUCAAUGGAGCAUCAAAAGAGACUGCCAUGCCAGAAGCCUGGUUGGGUGAUGAGGGUGUGGAGAUUAAAAGACAGAUCACAGGCAUGAUGCGUUUGCUGAGUGACAAGGCCGGCCGGAUGUACCAGCGUGUGGGAGCAGAGGGAAACAGCCUCAAACAGGAGCCCCAGGAGGAGCACCUGAGCUGGGCGCAGCCGGCUGCUUUGCCCCCAGACCUGGAGGACCCCCAGAUCAGUGUCUGGAGCUCAGCAGGGGAAACAGAGCCCAGUCCCAUGUCUAUACCCAAUCCAGUCCCCAACGGCCAGGGGUCUGGCCAAUACGGCACACGCUCCAAGACCCAGAGGAUGCUCAACACAACCACCAAAGGCACAGUCAAAACUAAUGAUGUGGCUCCUGCAGUGGUAGAGGCUCCCUGCUGUAUGUGUAACUGUAAGAGCACCUUACAGGCCAUUCUACAGGAGCUACGCACCAUGAGGAGGCUAAUGCAGACACAGAAAGGUUCCCAGGAGAAGCAGGAGCACAGGGCCCCUCCCUGCCCCCCUUGCCCUGUCCCUACAGCUCCACGUCGCAGACCCCGCAAGAGACGUCCUGUCCACAAGGUUGCUCCACUGAGUGCACCCAGCAAGAGGGCAGCUGUUCCCCCUCUCCCCCCCUCGUCCCCUGCCUGUGUACCCCUGGAGUCCGGGGGAAGGAGGGAGAGGGGGAGCAGAGAGCUGGAGAGACCUGUGCACACCCCUGCCUCACCCUCUACCUCCACCUCACCCGAGCUCUCCAUUCAAACCCUGUCCAUGCAGAACAAGCCCAUCCCUGGUGACGACACACACAAUCCUAGCUAUAGACAACCCAAAGGUCUUCAAUCCUCAGAGAGUGAGGUGCGUCUAGCGGAGGACUAUGAGGUGUUUAUUCCCAAGGCCCAGCUGGACUCAAUCCUGGUCAACUACACACGCUCUGGAAGCCUGCUCUUCAGGAAGUUGGUGUGCGCCUUCUUUGACGACACCACGCUAGCUAACUCACUGCCCAACGGCAAGAGGAAGAGAGGUCUGAACGACCAAAGGAAAGGACUGGACCAGAACAUUGUGGGAGCCAUUAAAGUGUUUACAGAGAAGUACUGCACAGCUCACAGAAUAGAGAAGCUGCCAGGCCCUCGAGAUUGGGUCCAGAUACUACAGGACCAGAUCAAACUUGCCCGCAGACGACUAAAGAGAGCAGAGGCUACAGACCCUCAGGACAUCUUCAACAGACCGUGCUCAGAAUCUCUUCAGCUGUCUGGAGAGAGGGAGGAGAGGGAGUUUCUAACAACAGGCUGUGACUACAACAAGCCAGCAUGUUUGGUUAAGGUGGGGAAGAAUGUGACUGAUUGAUUCCGGUGCUGUGAAUCAACAACUUGCAAUGAAGAUACAACGCACUGUACUUUAUGUCUUUGUUGCUCCACUAACUUGAUGCGUUGUGCCACUUUAGAAAGUCCAUUUUGGAAGAUGUAUUGUUCUUUUACAGCUAUGUCAAAAUUGUAUUGUGGUUGUAGAGAAAAAACGGAACAGUGACCAAAAUAAGUUGGUUAGUGAAAUGUAGUUAGUUUCCAUGGACUGCUUUGUUUUACAUAUGCACACCACAUGCACACACACAGACACACACAGAAAUACACACACACACACACCAGUCUGACCAGUAUAGUCUAGCUGGUUCUGCUGGCUGACCAGCAAAGUCUAGCUAGUUAUGCUGGAAGACCAGCAUGGUCUAGCUGGUCUGACCAGCAUGGGCUAGCUGGUUAUGCUGGCAGACCAGCCUUCGUUGUGUUUUCACUGGUGACCUACCUGCAUUGUGUUUUUGCUGGUGACCAGCCUUCGCUGUGUUUUCGAUGGCAGACCAGCAUCUGUUGUGUUUAUGCUGGUAACCAGCCUUCGUUGUGUUUUCACUGGUGACAAGCCUUCGUUGUGUUUUUCGCUGGUGACCAGCCUUUGCUAGGUUUUGGACACUGGUGAUCAUUGAAAAAUAUGCUAGCAGAUACCCAGAGACAUAAAAAUGGUAUCCACAAUUUCAUCUGACUCUGAGGAAGUAGAUAAAGGGGCUCAUUGCCAAAAUUUUCACGUAUCCCUUUUCACGUAUCUUGUUCGAAACAAGAUUCAUGUUAGAAAUGAAAGGAUUGUCUAGAGUCGAGGUCAUGUGGGAAACACUCCCAGCAUCAAGCAAAUGUGCCUCCCCACCAUAGACCAGGGUUCAAAUCCGACUCCACCCUUAAUGCUAUGUGUCUGUCUAAGUAAUGCAAAAAAUACUAAAUGUAGAGUGGAAUUCCACUCUCCAUAAAAUUAAUGAGUUUUUGUUUUAGUGCAGGACUUAAAUUAACACUUAGUGUAAAAUAACCCCUUGGUGUUAAUAACCAGAGUUGAGCGUGAUUGUAUCAUUUCUAGUCUGUAGUAAAACAUUGACACUCAAAACCACACCUAUAAUAUUUCCCAGCAUGCUUUAUUGCAGGUAUAUUUUUUAGAAUUUAUUCUGGCCUUGGCAUGUGCGCUCUAGCCAAACGCUUGCAGAUACAGUGCGGGUAGGCUGUGAGGUGGUCUACAUGAUGAGAUUAUUAUGAAUAAGAGCGAGAAUAUAUUUUUGGGUCAAAUGGCAGUCAAGCAUCAAUCAUCAUGUCACCUGAAUAAUACCCUCAAUAUUUAUUGUAAAGGUGCAUCAAUAUCACUGUUCACCACCCUGUGAAGUUCAUCAUAACCUUUUUGAUCUGUAGUCUAAUAAACUGCAUGGUUUCCCGAGUCAUAUUGGGAGGACUACACACCAUAUCAUCUCAUGACUCCAAGUUUACUUUGAAAUGAUGGUUAUCAUAUCAAUAUUUGCGCAUAAAGGCGAUUCCAACACAACUUCUUUCAUAGUUAAUUUUACCAACACAAAAAGAUUCCACCAUGUCGAACGAACAAAUGAUCUGUCAGCAUUUAUAAAGUUGUACUGAAUCUACCUGUUUUCAUCACAGCUGACGUAUAUAUAUAUUUUUAAUAUGGUAUGACUUUACCCACAUUAAAACUGGAUGGAAAUAUGGUAACUGACAGUCACUCAAUUAGCCCAUGUCAACCAACAUUUUUUAGACUGCUAAAUUAGUCUAGCCAGCUAUCUAAACUUAGUAAUCAUGGUUGAAUUACAUGAUUUUGUUUAUCACUCUCCCUCAGAUAUCAUAUUAAAAACUGCAAACAUUUUUCUCCACCCUAUGGAAAAAUGUGAAGAUUUGCAGGAAAUGAGCUGUUAAAUUGUAAAAUAUUUUAUAUGCCCAAUGGAAAAAAUAUGUAGAGUGGCAAAAAAUUAUUUCAGGAAAUGAACAGUUUUUUUUCUCCUGUCCAGUGGGGACACUAAAAUGUUAGGGCCGGCUUUGACUGCAUAUGUGGGUAUGGAUGUGGUUACGCAGACCCGCAAGCCACUGUGGGCCCCUCAUGAUGAGUUCAGAUUUUUUUGUGGCCCCAAUGCCGACCCAAAGUUGCCCAUCCCUGGUUUAGGUAGUUUUCUUUGUCCAAUUCUCCCUACCUUGGCAGUCAUUCUAAAUGCAGGUUGAAAAUUUAAAUAGCUGGGUAUUACAUAUCACUUUGCAAGCCAGCAUAAUGUGACAUGCCUGUUGUGCCUGUUGUGGCCUGCAAACCAGGAGUUUCAGACCACUGUGUAAGGGUAAAACUAGGCUGUUGAGGUAUAGCCUUAUGAUACCAUAUGUAAUGUAUUGUCAUGAAGGGUAACAUUUUAAGGAUACUAUAUUCACUUAGGCACUCACUUGGUGAAAGCUACUGGUU
Oncorhynchus gorbuscha (pink salmon) is the source of this 4112-nucleotide messenger RNA. It is a transcript of the gene bend7, whose product is annotated as BEN domain containing 7. Bases 237 to 1706 code for a protein of 489 amino acids. The transcript has 10 exons. Gene Ontology annotation, molecular function: DNA binding. NCBI's taxonomy places the organism in Eukaryota, Metazoa, Chordata, Actinopteri, Salmoniformes, Salmonidae. The record is from RefSeq and is a predicted model, not a curated record.